Molecule: messenger RNA, 378 nt
Organism: Arachis ipaensis
Lineage: Eukaryota; Viridiplantae; Streptophyta; Magnoliopsida; Fabales; Fabaceae
Product: GAG/POL/ENV polyprotein
Source: RefSeq, a predicted model, not a curated record
AUGGGCGAGCAUGUAUUUCUAAAGGUUACUCCUACAACUGGGAUCGGAAGGGCGAUUAAGACAAAGGAGUUGAAUCCGAGAUUUAUAAGACCGUUUGAGAUUUUGAGGCGAAUCGGGCCGGUGGCAUAUAAAGUAGUAUUGCCACCGCAUUUGUCUAACUUACAUGAUGUAUUCCACGUGUCACAACUCCGUAAGUACAUGUCAGAUGUGGCUCAUGUGUUAGAGCCUGAGUCGGUUGACCUAAAGGAGAACUUGACGUUUCAAGUAACACCGGUGCGGAUUAACGACACUAGUGUGAAGAAAUUGCGAAGAAAGGAAGUUCAAUUGGUCAAAGUUGCUUGGAAGAGAGCAAGAGUGGAAGAGCAUACUUGGGAAUAG